AUGGAUAAACUCAUGGGUUUGUUCCCAACCUGUGGCAUUCAGGAUUUGGGAAAUGGCUCAGGGGCUGCAGUUGCAGCAACAACAUUUUUCCUUAGGUUCGUGCUGGAGCCCCUCCUGCCAAAAAAGAUGCAUUCUAGGUCGCAAGAUAAAUUGGACAAGGAUGACCUAGAUAAAGAUAAAAAGGAAAAGAAGAAGGAGAAGAGGAACAGCAAGCAUCAAGAGAUAUUUGAUAAAGAAUUUAAAUCUACUGAUAUUUCUCUGCAGCAGACUGAAGCAGUGAUCCUUUCAGAAACGAUCAGCCCCCUGAGGCCGCAGAGACCCAAGAGCCAGGUGCUGAACGUGAUGUCCAGCGAGCGGCGAUUCUCCGUGUCCCCGGCGCCGCCCAGCUCCCAGCUGAGCCCGCCCCCCAUCACCCCUCGGGCCAAACUCGCCUUCAGCAUCCAGCCCAAUCUGGAGCUGAAUGGGAUGUCCAGCUCUGACAUCCCCGACGUUCCCCCUCCUCUGCCCCUCAAAGGAAGCACGGCCGACUACGGGAACCUCAUGGAGAGCCAGGACCUGGUCAGCCCCACCACGUCCCCCCCUCACCUGCCUCCUCCUCUGCCCAGCAAGACUCCGCCGCCGCCGCCUCCCAAGACGACACGGAAGCAAACGUCUGUUGACUCUGGGAUUGUCCAGUGA
Molecule: messenger RNA, 678 nt
Organism: Zonotrichia albicollis (white-throated sparrow)
Lineage: Eukaryota; Metazoa; Chordata; Aves; Passeriformes; Passerellidae
Source: RefSeq, a predicted model, not a curated record